Lepisosteus oculatus (spotted gar) is the source of this 7127-nucleotide messenger RNA. It is a transcript of the gene dcp2, whose product is annotated as decapping mRNA 2. Gene Ontology annotation, molecular function: manganese ion binding; RNA binding; 5'-(N(7)-methylguanosine 5'-triphospho)-[mRNA] hydrolase activity. Gene Ontology annotation, cellular component: P-body; cytoplasm. Lineage: Eukaryota; Metazoa; Chordata; Actinopteri; Semionotiformes; Lepisosteidae. The record is from RefSeq and is a predicted model, not a curated record. Gene Ontology annotation, biological process: nuclear-transcribed mRNA catabolic process, nonsense-mediated decay; deadenylation-dependent decapping of nuclear-transcribed mRNA.
CGCCUCUGGUCCUGUUCCGCUCUGUAUGAUUGAGCGGCGGCCGCGUCUGUCUUCGCCUUUGGUCCUUCAGUGGUUGGUUUGCGAGCUGCUCCUGCGUGGGUCGCGCCGAUGUUUUCUUCCGUUUCGCACUUUGUUAUUCGUGCGACGUUAAAAAAAUCGCAGUUCCAUCGUGGUGUUUGUUUCUUCUUAUGAGCAGUUUUGUUAGUUCGGGAUGUUCUUAUCCUCAUCAUGGAGACGAAACGAGGGGAGAUUCCCAGCGGCGUAUUGGACGACCUCUGCAGCCGAUUCAUCCUGCACAUUCCCAGUGAAGAACGAGACAAUGCAAUCCGAGUUUGUUUCCAGAUCGAGCUUGCCCACUGGUUUUACUUGGACUUCUACAUGCAGAACACACCAGGAUUGCCUCAGUGCGGGAUAAGAGAGUUUGCAAAAGCUGUUUUUAAUCACUGUCCUUUUUUAUUGCCACAAGGAGAAGAUGUUCAGAAGGUUUUAGAACAGUGGAAGGAGUAUAAAAUGGGGGUUCCAACAUAUGGUGCAAUUAUUCUCGAUGAAACACUUGAAAAUGUCCUGCUCGUUCAGGGUUAUCUUGCCAAGUCUGGCUGGGGCUUCCCCAAGGGCAAAGUGAACGAGGAUGAGGCUCCCCAUGACUGUGCUGCACGAGAGGUGCUGGAAGAAACUGGAUUCGACAUUCGAGAUCGCAUCUGCAAAGAUACUUUCAUUGAGCAGAGAAUCACGGAUCAGUUAGCCCGUUUGUACAUAAUCCCUGGGGUUCCCAAGGAGACCAAGUUUAACCCUAAAACAAGGAAAGAAAUCCGGAAUAUCGAGUGGUUUUCAAUAGAAAAGCUUCCAUCGCACAAGAAUGAUAUGACUCCUAAAUCCAAACUGGGACUUGCACCCAAUAAAUUUUUUAUGGCCAUUCCAUUUAUGAGACCUCUCAGAGAAUGGAUAGCUAAAAAGCAAGGAGAGUCUUCAGACAGUGACAAUGGAUUCCCUCCCAAUGGUAGCACACCAGCCAAACCUCAGAUGGACAAAGUUCGGUCUAGAUCAAGACAGAACCAGACAAUUGUGGAUGGGUCUUCAGGAGACAGCUGGUUGAAACAAAAGCAACAAAAGCCAUUCAGCCAAUCUACUCAACACGACUUAUCUGAAUUCUUAAAAGUCAAAAAUUUGCGAGGUAAUGGAAAAAAACACCAAGAUUCUCCAAACCUAAAGAAAAGGGCAAAUGGUGUCAGCAAUCAACAGGUUAAACAUCACCAGUCUGCAAAAGCGGAGAAGAGGCUUCAGCCGAGAAGACUGCAGGAUAACUUUGAAACCGAUGCAGUAUGUGAUUUUUGCAGCUCCAAUGAUGAACAGCCUCUGACACAUGCGGAGGGAGUCCCUACUACAUGCAACGGGGAAUGUGAAAAUGUCCUUUAUUCCAGUAUUGGUUUUUGUUCAUCAAAGCAGUGGACUGCAAGCUCCUUUAACACUGUGUUCUGUUAUGUGCAAGUUAAGUCCUGGCAUGACCUUACAAAGCAAUUGGGACAUUAUUCACCACGCUACCAUGUGCUACAACUGUUUUAGAUCUUUCACAGCUAAUCAAGUUUAGAAAUUGUACCCACACUGCGCUUACUUCUGGACGUAGAUAUGGUAUCGUAGUUUAUUGCAAGGCUGUGUUGUGACCAGAUGCUGCUGUCCUGACAUCCCACAAAGCUGCAAGAGAAACAACUUGAGGACGCAACUGUUGCUGCUGUUUCUCUGUCAGCCGUCACUGAAGCCUCCUGUCAUCUAGAACAUGUUCUUCAGUUUAAAAAAUUGGCAUCGCAGUGACAUAAACAAUGACUCAAACAGUUGUAGCAGCAUGUGAUGAUGCCGUCUGUAGCACUGUAUUUUUUUGUUUCGUUGGUGUAGAUGAACAUUUUUAGGCACUGGUACUGUGUAUAUAAUAGUGUAUUAAAAUCAUCACCCAGGGAAUAUGACUUAAGGGCAACAAUUUGUUUUCAGAACUGAUGAUGAAUUUUGAUCACAUUGAGCACCACGUUAUUCAUGUAUUCAACUGACGCUUAAAUAGUGUAAUCAUUUACAGAAUAUCUUCUGGACGUUAAACAUUAUUGGAGAUGAUGUUCCAUUUUUUUUUACUGUUUGUAUUUCAUGCUUAUAUUCCAACUGUUGUGAUUUCAUGCAGGUUAUAAGUUUUCGAGCAGUGCUGUGUUCAGCUCAACUCCAGAGGCUUCGGAUCAGUUCAGCGUUCUCUUUGCAAUUUUCUAGUGAGGUUUGACGGUGCUUCUUUGGAAUGUAGCAGCAAGAUCAUGUUGUUGUGCACAAUUCAUGCAUCAGACCUGACGAACGGCUUUGAAGCAAUGGGAAACUGCCAAUAGAGUUAAACCCAUUACACAUAAGGAACAAAAUAGUCUGUCUUAAACAUAUCCAGUCUUCAUAUAGCUUUAUGGAACAUUAUGUAUGUAGUACAGCUUUUAAGACAGGCUCUAUAAACCUGACCUCUGCAGUCUGAUCUUCUUGGGAAGCCUUCAGUGUGCUCUGCAGCUACAACAUCUCUGCAAUGCCGAGUUAGUAGUCUGAAGCUCAUUGCAUCGUGAAACUUUCAAAUAUUUCAUGGUCAUUCCACAGUAUGCAGCCUUGUUUAAAUACAAAUCCAAAUAAUUCUGCUUUGAUUUUGAAGGUGCUAUGGAGUGCUUAGUAAAGAACCUUCAGCAACAAUAAUUUACUGUUGGUGCAAAAUUAAGUGGUAUUUUGCCUGGACCAGAAUUAUGCAUUUUUCACCUUAUGUUUGUGUUUUUUUUUAGCAGAAAUGAACCAUUUUGUAUUCAUUGCCCAUCUAGUAGUAUUUUAAACAGACUACAAUGGGGAGGUGGUUUUCAGAGUCUAGUUUUUUAAAAGAGUACAUAUCUUAUAUCUUUUGUAUGUGUACAUUAAUCUGCAUUUUAAGUCCUUGUAUUUUUCCCCGGAGAUGUGAUAUGCUGUUAGAUUAGAACUUUGUUUUAGUCAUAGUGUGGCAGAAAAUGUUCUAGUCAAUGGUAGUAGUUUUGUAAAUGUGGCACUGACAUUUAAAACUAAAUGCAGUAACCUACGUUGAGAGAUAAUAAACCACAUUUAUAAGGCAAUGUUCUGAAAAAAGAUCAUUUCAUUAAGUAUUGCUUUUGUGUGUAAGUGGUUCCAGAUGAAUGUUUUUUUUUCAGCUGUGUAUUCAGUUCUGUUUACUAAUGACAACAUAUGAUGAUGCUCUGAGUUAAAAAAAAAAAAAACACCCUUCCACCUAGUAUAAAAGACCUUGGAAUCCCUGGCACUGAGGAAAAUUCUUUUUUAAAAGCUAGUAUAUAUCCGGCAGCAUGGCACUCUCAUAGGUCCAGUGGGCUAACAUACAGGGUCACAAGAGAUAUCCGCAAGAUAUGGGUAUUUUUAUCUGAAGUGUAUGCCAUUGUGAUCCCAAUUGUGCUGCACUUUUUAAAAUAAAUACUCUUAUCAUUGGCAAAGGAAGGAUGUUCUCUUCUGUUCCCAAAUGUGAAAUUAAUGCUAUGAUGGGUGGUUAUUAACUUGAAUAAAAGUGGAAGAACUGCACACUGAGACCGAAUUGUUAAUUUUAAGAUUCAUGUGAGCAUUUUGUUUUUGAAAGCAAGUCUUUUUUUCUGUUGAUAGGGCAGUCUGGUUAGAUAGAUACUUUAUCUAUCUAGAUAGAUACUCGGUUUAUACCCGAGACAGAUUUACGGGGCUCAAGCAAAGUGUUUGGCAAACUUUAUUACUUGUCUAAAGAUGAUUGGAGAUGUAUCUGAUAAAAUGUCUGAGGCAGGCAGUAGAUUUUUAGAAAUCCAAAGUUCCACAGCAAUACCAAAGAAGGAAAAAUGAUCUAGCUGAGAUUAAUUUUGCAGAGCCAUAAACUUAAAGUGCUUAUACCACUAACUGUGAUUUUUUUUUGUGUAAGUCUGUGUACCUGUCUCAAAGGAUACUAAAGGGGGAAUAUGCUAAUGUUAAUUAUAACAGGUGAUUAUUUUGUAGCAUUGCAAAAGACUUGUUUUCAGAACAGAGAGAAAUUGAUGUGCAGAGUCUGACCCUUCCCUUUUGCAUUAUUAAGUUUCAUUAAUUAUUGUGGAGAUAAUAUGAUGCUUUUAACUGUGAAUAAUAGUGGAACUAGAUUCAGUGGAAUGUAGCAGAAAUAUUUAUCUCAUCGCUGAAAUGAAUGUGAAUAAGCUGGAAUGCUACAGAUGAACAUGAAUUUAAAAUGUGUAAAUUUGACCAAUUCCCAUAUCUCGGCAAGCUCAAUUUAUAGUAAAAAACAGCCAACUGACAUCCUGCCUUAAAAAUGUACAGUAAAAUAUUGAAUUUCUACUACUUUUAUUACUCGGGAGAAAUAAAUUUAAGCUCAUGGAAAACAUCCAUAAUGGUGUUAAGUGGUAUUGGGCUAUAAGGAAAAUUGCAAAGACCCUUUGUAAAACCUUUAUAACCAAAUAAGUCUCCUAAAAUAAUUAGUGCAAAUGAUGUGUGGGAUCCUUCCAGAUUCAUAGAUUUGAUCAAACAUUCUGAACAUUUUUCAGAAUGUAAAACUUCAGUAAGUCUGUUCAGAAAGAUUAAAGAAACAGACUGGAAAUGUUUUCUUUUGAGUGUUCUUGAGGUCACCAGUGGUGCUGUGACUUGUUAGUUUUAGAAUUAUCCUUGUUUAUUAUGGUAAAAUAACAUGUAAAGAAGACCUGAACCCUUUAUAAAGCAGCAAAUAUUUUACGGCUUUGCAUGCUUGUAUUUUUUACCAUUGCUGGAGGUUACCACUAAUGCAGUUUCAAGCUAUAAAACAUCUCCUCCUGCUGGAGACUAAUGGAACAUCUCUAACUUUAAAUGCACCAAGACUUGUUAGUAUAAAGACUCAGAAAACUGCGAAUAGUUUUAUUUUUGGUGCUUUGUGUUAAGAGCUCAAAGAUAUUUCUCAUCAUUGAAUAUACAGCUGUAUUUGUGUUUUGUAAAUAGAAAGUUUUUGUUCAGUUACUGUGUGCUUUCGGUAAGGCAUUAUGCCUUACUAGUGUUAUUGAAACGGUAAACAAGUAAUUUACUUUAUAUGUAACGAAACUAAAGCAUUAAAAUUGCACAUUUGGAAACUUGUGUGCAAGAACUUGUGACGAUAUUUAAUAUUUUCACAAAAGAAUAUAAAACGAAUUGGUUGUAUUCUGUAUAUUCUGCAUGGAUACCAUCUCUUGCUUUCUGCUUCACCUAGAAGCUCCAGGCAGAUUAAUUUUUCAUUUUUUUUUGCUUUAUGCCAUAUUCAGUAGCUAUUCUUCAUUUGUUUAUAUGCUAUGAGGUGCUUGUGAACAUUUCUGGAUGGUUUUUCUCCAGAAACAUAGGUUUUAAAUGGAAAGAGGAAGAAAGUAAGAUUUCAUGUGGCACUGCAAGAACUUUAUUUGUUGUUGUUGUGGCAAAGGAGAAGCAUCUUUCUGGAAAGAUUUCUCCUGUGGGUGUGUUGGCCACAGUGCGGAAUUUGAGUGAAGGUGACAUUUCUGUUUACCCUCGGUUGUUUGGUAGAAAUGUUUUUGUGAUGAAAGUGCUUCAUGGGCAUUAAUACAAGCAAAUAGUUUUUCUUGGCAAAUUGACCUUAUUGGUCAUUUUAAAGCUGCAUGUAUAGGUGAAUGGGUAAAAUAGUCUCUAAGGCCAGGAAAUAAGUGAGCUAAGUGCAAAAUAUAGAUUGUCAGCUGGUGUAUUGCACUGUUACAAAAAAAGCACUGAUUUAUUCUAAAAGUAAUAAAGUGUUUCACAGUUUGGCUGAUGAGUUUGUUUGAUUAUAAAUACAUGUAUGUAGUAGGUGGGUUUUUUCUUUUGUUCAUUUAGAGUGUACCAAGUAUGCAUUUGUUUGAAAAACAGCAUUUGAAUAUGAAGAUUCAGUAGUCAUUGUAUUCUAUGUAUGAGUUAACCACAAUCUUAUUUGAAUUUUAUAUAGCUUUAUGUAAGUUUGUGACAUGAAACAUUCUUAAGAAUUCAGUUUUUUUCUUUAAGAGUUAACCUAAGCAUAUUUAUCCUCAUGGCACAGAAAAAAACAAAGCAAACCAACCUGGAAAUUGCUCAGUUAGAUUAAUGGUAUUUUAUGGGAAUCAAGUAUUAUGGUUUGAAGUAGCAGAGCUACAAGUUGAAAUACCCACUUUCAUAAUGUUGCAAUCACAAAUCCUUUUUGAUUUUUGGUUUACAUCAGCUGGACUGUGCUUUUUCCUGCUACAGCAAAUCGACUUGUUUUACUAGGUGAAUAACUUUUUAAUAGUAACUUUGCAAAACUUGUUGAGGGCCAUUUUUCAUUCCUGAGUGCCUUCUGUCGGUACCAAUUAGGUAACCUGGUGAGCAGGGUAGGUAGAGUUUAGGUAAUUGUUUGCUGAAUUAUUUGUCUUGAUCAGAAAACCAAGGUUAAAUUGGAAUUGGUGAUUUCUGAUCCCAGUCCUGUAGUCUCAGUUCAGUAAGUCUUAUAGCUCAAGCUAAAUAAUUCAUUUCUAACAUUUGGGAACACUGUAAAGCUAUUAACGAAUUAAGAAAAAAAGAUUGUACUUUCAGUGGAUCUUGAUCAUGAGUGAAAGUUUGUAACCAAAAACACUAUCCAGAUAUUCCUUACUUAACAUCACUUAUGAAUAAAAAUACAUUUUUUAAGUAGCUAGAAAUUGGUGAUGGUAUUGGUUAUCUAUGGAGUUGCUGGAUUGAGGCUCUUCGGGAUCAGAGCUGGAAAUGCCAAAUUUAUAAAAAUAUAUCUAUUGUCAUUUGAAUAACAGUAGAGCUGAAAAUUUACCUAAAAUUUCAGACUCACAUUGUGUGUGAAAAUUUGUGUUUUAGGGAUGUAAAUACACUAUUGGGCUGAAUUAUGACACUUGAAAAACAGAAAAAUAAGUCCUUUUGAUACAGAUGUUUUUGACUGUAAAAUGUCAGAAAGAAAAACCUUAAACUUUUUCCAUCAAAAUAUCCUGACUUGUUACAGUUCUGUGUACUCUGGUAGUCCUGUCACACAACUGAAUCGUUGUAUUACCUAGUCUUGAUCAAUUCAGUCCUCUUUAUCUUGUUCUUAAGCGAUUACUUUUUGUUUUGGUUAUCAAUUUAUGGUUUGGAAAACAGUCCUUACCCCAUAAGCUGCCUUUCAGGGAAGUAAUGCAAGAUGCUAAUAAAACAAUGAUGUUGUGCCAGUU